Dovyalis caffra is the source of this 1932-nucleotide messenger RNA. NCBI's taxonomy places the organism in Eukaryota, Viridiplantae, Streptophyta, Magnoliopsida, Malpighiales, Salicaceae. The record is from the annotation of a GenBank genome assembly.
AUGAGAACAAUUUCGAGCAAGGUGGUGAAGAAAUGUAUCACAAGGCCGCCGCCUUUACUACUAUCAAAUACUUCUCUCACGUCCAUGGCGUCCUUCAAUGUCCCAAACCAAAACCCGUCUUCCCUAAUUGAUGAUUUCACCAAGUUCUGUUGUCAAAGAGACUUGCCCAGAGCCAUGCAAGCCUUGGAACUUAUGCACACACAUCGUAUUUGGGCUGAUUGUAUUACUUACUCUGAGCUCAUCAAGUGCUGCUUGGCCCGUCGAGCUAUUGAACAAGGCAAACGUGUUCACGUCCAUCUUUUCUCCAAUGGGCACGAGCCGAAAGCGUUUUUAAUGAACAUGUUAAUCAAUAUGUAUGUGAAGUUUGGUCUUUUAAAGGAUGCACGUGAUUUGUUUGAUAAAAUGCCUGAGAGAAAUGUUAUUUCUUGGACAACUAUGAUAUCAGCUUAUGCUAGUGCUAAGUUAAAUGAUAAGGCGUUGGAGUUCUUGGUUUUGAUGCUAAGAGAAGGUGUGAGACCAAAUAUGUUUACUUACUCUUCCGUUUUGAGAGCUUGUGAUGGGUUGUUUAAUCUUAGGCAGUUGCAUUGUUGUAUAAUUAAGAUUGGUUUAGACUCUGAUGUGUUUGUUAGAAGUGCUUUGAUUGAUGUUUAUUCUAGAUGGGGCGAGUUGGAGAAUGCGCUGCGUGUUUUUGACGAGAUGAUGACCGGGGAUUUGGUUGUUUGGAAUUCGAUAAUUUCAGGGUUUGCUCAAAAUAGUGAAGGUGAUGAAGCAUUGGGGCUUUUUAAGAGGAUGAAGAGAGCUGGGUUUUUAGCCAAACAGCCGACGCUAACUAGUGUUUUGAGAGCCUGUACUGGGUUAGCAUUGUUAGAACUGGGGAGGCAAGUUCAUGUUCAUGUGUUGAAGUACGAUCAAGAUUUGAUUUUGAAUAAUGCUCUUUUGGAUAUGUAUUGCAAGUGUGGAAGUUUGGAAGAUGCUAAUGCUGUUUUUGUUCGGAUGGUAGAGAAGGAUGUGAUCUCCUGGAGUACCAUGAUUGCUGGUUUGGCGCAAAAUGGAUACAGCAAAGAGGCACUGAAGUUGUUCGAGUCGAUGAAAGUUUCUGGUAUAAGACCGAGCUACAUAACUAUUGUUGGUGUCCUUUUUGCUUGCAGCCAUGCUGGUCUUGUGGAAGAAGGCCUGUACUAUUUCCAUUCGAUGAAAGAGCUGUUUGGGAUUGAUCCGGGAAGGGAACACUAUGGUUGCAUGAUUGACCUUCUUGGAAGAGCAGGAAGGCUCAGGGAAGCAGUUGACUUGAUAAAUGAGAUGGAAUGUGAACCAGAUGCUGUUACGUGGAGGGCUUUGCUCAAUGCGUGCAGGGUUCACCAGGGUGUGGAUGUAGCUAUUCAUGCUGCCAAACAAAUUCUAAGACUGGAUCCCCAGGAUGCUGGAACCUAUGUGUUGCUAUCUAACAUUUACGCAAAUGCUCGAAGGUGGAAUGACGCUGCAGAAGUUAGGAGAGCCAUGGAUAAUAGAGGAAUCAGGAAAGAACCAGGAUGUAGCUGGAUCGAAGUGAAUAAGCAGAUUCAUGCUUUCAUUUUAGGAGACAAAUCACACCCACAAGUCAGUGGGAUCAACAUUCGGCUGAACCAGUUAAUUCAUAAGCUCAUGGGAGUCGGGUAUGUUCCAGACACUAAUUUUGUCUUGCAAGAUCUGGAGGGGGAGCAAAUGCAAGAAUCCCUGCGAUACCACAGUGAGAAACUGGCACUUGUGUUUGGUUUGAUGAGUCUGCCCAAGGGCCAGACUAUAAGAAUCAGAAAAAAUCUGAGGAUAUGCGGAGACUGUCAUCUCUUUGCAAAACUUAUAGCAAAGAUGGAGCAGCGGAUUAUCAUCAUCAGAGAUCCCGUUCGAUACCAUCAUUUCCAGGACGGGUUUUGUUCAUGUGGCGAUUUUUGGUGA